AAUACAUUGUGUAUUACAACACUCCCGGAAAGAAAGGAUCCUUCACAUACUUGACCUAUCUUCCACCAUAAGGUACACGAAUGCAAAGUGGGUGAGGUACCACAGCCGACCCCGGCCCGACAGCUGUGCGGAUUUACUGCACUUUAUUUACAUAAAGAAGGAGCCCAUGCUCAUAUUACAGCAGUAAGGGGCCACUGCGGUUCACCCUGCACACAGCACAGAUGACGCGGCUCAGGGUUAAAUCGAUGUAAUGAUGUAAUAGAGGCGUAACUAAAACUGUUCCGCCACAGACUCGGAAUAUUAAAUAAAAUCCAGUUCCAAUCUUCAGUGCAGGAGAGGACGCCAGAUGUGGAGUCUUAAUGAAAUGUAUCAUGCAGAACAUACAGGUAGGUGGCCAUAACAGCUGGAUUAUGUACGGAGUCAUUAAACUCUGUGGAUAAUAUGUUAAGUACUUGCAUUGGAGAUAAGGAGUGGAGCAGAGAGAAGAGGUCAUUAUAGGGAUGGGGCAGAGAGAAGAGGUCAUUAUAGGGAUGGAGCAGAGAGAAGAGGUCAUUAUAGGGAUGGAGCAGAGAGAAGAGGUCAUUAUAGGGAUGGAGCAGAGAGAAGAGGUCAUUAUAGGGAUGGGGCAGAGAGAAGAGGUCAUUAUAGGGAUGGGGCAGAGAGAAGAGGUCAUUAUAGGGAUGGGGCAGAGAGAAGAGGUCAUUAUAGGGAUGGGGCAGAGAGAAGAGGUCAUUAUAGGGAUGGGGCAGAGAGAAGAGGUCAUUAUAGGGAUGGAGCAGAGAGAAGAGGUCAUUAUAGGGAUGGAGCAGAGAGAAGAGGUCAUUAUAGGGAUGGGGCAGAGAGAAGAGGUCAUUAUAGGGAUGGAGCAGAGAGAAGAGGUCAUUAUAGGGAUGGAGCAGAGAGAAGAGGUCAUUAUAGGGAUGGAGCAGAGAGAAGAGGUCAUUAUAGGGAUGGGGCAGAGAGAAGAGGUCAUUAUAGGGAUGGGGCAGAGAGAAGAGGUCAUUAUAGGGAUGGAGCAGAGAGAAGAGGUCAUUAUAGGGAUGGAGCAGAGAGAAGAGGUCAUUAUAGGGAUGGGGCAGAGAGAAGAGGUCAUUAUAGGGAUGGGGCAGAGAGAAGAGGUCAUUAUAGGGAUGGGGCAGAGAGAAGAGGUCAUUAUAGGGAUGGGGCAGAGAGAAGAGGUCAUUAUAGGGAUGGGGCAGAGAGAAGAGGUCAUUAUAGGGAUGGAGCAGAGAGAAGAGGUCAUUAUAGGGAUGGAGCAGAGAGAAGAGGUCAUUAUAGGGAUGGGGCAGAGAGAAGAGGUCAUUAUAGGGAUGGAGCAGAGAGAAGAGGUCAUUAUAGGGAUGGGGCAGAGAGAAGAGGUCAUUAUAGGGGAAGGUGCAGAGAGAAGAGGUCAUUAUAGGGAUGGAGCAGAGAGAAGAGGUCAUUAUAGGGGAAGGUGCAGAGAGAAGAGGUCAUUAUAGGGAUGGAGCAGAGAGAAGAGGUCAUUAUAGGGGAAGAUGCAGAG
Messenger RNA from Bufo bufo (common toad), 1504 nucleotides. RefSeq names its product glutamine-rich protein 2-like. The transcript is spliced from 7 exons. Bases 501 to 1460 code for a protein of 319 amino acids. The record is from RefSeq and is a predicted model, not a curated record. NCBI's taxonomy places the organism in Eukaryota, Metazoa, Chordata, Amphibia, Anura, Bufonidae.